UCUUAAGAACAAUAUACAAAACGGGAAACAGUUGCAUAUGAAAUGUACCGCCACAAAGAACACAGCAGAGGACUUAAUGAAGUAGCAAAACGCCUUCUGAACUCUGAGUCAUAUUAACCAUGGCAACAAUCUCUCCAUCUUCUGUAACAAAUCAAACUCAAAUCGAAACUUGUGAUUUAUAUGAACAUGAAGAUUCAGCAAGAAUUUUAUUGCCUACUUUCUACAGUGUUAUUUUCAUAAUUGGCGUACUUGGAAAUGGACUUGCUCUCGCUGUGAUUGUAAAAAAUAGGAAAAAAAUCAAUUCAACCACUAUUUACUCAACAAAUCUUGUUGUGUCAGACAUUCUUUUUACAACAGCUUUACCUACCAGAAUAGCAUACUAUGCCCUGGGUUUUCACUGGCCGUUUGGAGAGGUACUCUGUAAAAUUACAGCCCUUUUCUUUUAUAUCAACAUUUAUGCAGCUGUGAAUUUUAUGACAUGCUUGAGCAUCGAUAGAUUUGUAGCUGUGGUUCAUCCUUUAAAAACCAAGUUCAGAACAGUUAAAAGUGCCACAUAUAUUUUUUGCUUUGUGUGGUGUCUUGUACUUGCCCAAACUCUCCCACUGCUUACACUACCCAUGUCACAUGAAGAAGAAAAAAGGACCACGUGCAUGGAAUAUCCAAACUUUGAAAAAAUUAAACAACUCCCUCUGAUGCUUCUAGGUGCCUGUUUACUUGGAUAUGUAGUUCCCCUUGGAAUUACAAUAAUCUGUUAUUCAAAAAUCAGUUACAAACUCUGUCAAAAUGCAAAGCAAAACCCAUUAGCAGAAAAAUCAGGAACAAACAAAAAGGCAAUUAAUAUAAUUAUCUUCAUCAUCGUUGUAUUUGUAAUCUGCCUUACUCCCUAUCAUCUUGCCAUUAUUAUAUACAUGAUUAAGAAGCUCGUGCAAGGAAAUAUUCCCUGCAGCAAUCAGAAGAUCUUUCAAAAGACGCUCCAUUAUACUGUGUUCCUGAUGAACUUAAAUUGCUGCAUGGAUCCUUUCAUCUAUUUCUUUGCUUGCAGAGGAUACAAAAGGACAAUAAUGAAAAUACUGAGGCGUCAAGGAAGCAUUUCAGAAUCAAGUGCUGCCAGAACUGCUCCCGAUGAAAGCUCCCGGGAUGCUGCAGACACACAACUAGCGCCCCUUUCAGCAACUUUAAAUGGAAAAAGGUUAACACAAGCCCUUUCAUUUUGAACAUGCCUCCAGAAUCUUGAUUUCAAAAAUGCUGGAAAUAGCAAGAAUCAUCACAGCAAGACAGGCAAAGAAAGAAGAGAGAAAAAUCCAAUUGUACAUUUUUUUAAAAAGAAGUAGCCACUUGAUUUUUCAGGAGUGAAGCGGAGGAUGGCUUAUGCAACAUAUCAUUACCACAGAUACUUGAUUUAAUAAUAUUUGGGGUUUUCCAAAUAUUACUUUUUUUUAUCUUUCUCUCAUGUCAGUGUACCUCUAUUUUGGGAUCCUAUUACCCAAGUUCUCAGGAGAAAAGCAACCAGUUUAAUGGGUUUAAAUAACUGGACUCUAAACAAUAUACCUUGGAUUGGCAAAAUAACACGUGACAGAUAUGCAAAAGGGAAUAUUUAACAUUUUCUUUUUCAUAUCUAUAUAUGAAAUACAUUUAUUUAUAUAACAAUCCAUAUAAAAUCAUUUAAUUAUAAACAGUUUUGUUUCUCAGGAGGAGGUAUAUAGAUAGCUUUAGGCAAUUUACUAUAUUGUUAGAAAACAAUCCCCAAGCAUUUAAAUAACUUAUUGAACACUGGAUCCUAUGUUUGGUUUGAUUAUUCCAUGAUAAUUUUAAGAUACAUAACCUACAUAGUUUAAAGGUCAUAUGUAACAAAAGCAGCUGAACCUCUAGGAGGGAAGGCUGAAAGUCUCAAACCUCCUCUCACAGCAGCCCUCUGGGUUUUCACAAAUGGGCACUCUCUUGAGGCAGUGCCUUGCAAUUUCUGCCAUUGUGAGUGCUUCACUUUGUAUCCUUUCCCAAACAAGAAAUGUAAGGAUUUUACAACCUCUACCACCUUUCUGUCUAUUAAAAGAUAAAAAUAAUUUUAAAAAGGUUAAAAUGUAAAUGGAUGAAAUAAUUUGAAUAGUACUGCUUUCUAGUUUAACAAUGAAAAGGUGUGUGGCUAGAAGGUUUAGCAUUUAGAUGUGGUAGCAUUUAGAUGUGGGGGGGGAGGGAAAUCAGGCCAAUCUCAUAAGAGAUAAACAAAAUCAAACAUUAUUUUAAAAAGUGUAGAACAUUUCAACUUCAAGUAUCAACAUUUUCUUUUGCAAGAAGGAAAUACACCCACUCCUCAUUUAGUGACCUCAGUUAGCAGCUAUUCACAAAUAAAAAGGUAAUAAAAUUCAUUUUCUGACCAACGCAUGCAUUUACAAUCAAAUUUUGUGCUCCUGACAACACAUGCCAGUGACAGUAACACUGGCUUAGCUGUGCAACAAAACUUUAUCUGAAUGAAACAACAGCAAUAGGUGAUUUCUCUAUCAUGUGUUCACUUAGUGAUCAUUUCGUUUAAUGACUUGAUCACUAGAAUGGAACAUAGUCGCUAAAUGAGAAGUGGAUGUACAGAUAAAAUGCUUUCAGAAGAUCACAGGGUGCUAUUAUUCUGCUGCAAAUAAACUUUUUAAAAUCUAUGCAAAGUACUGGAGAAAGUUUCAAAGGCGUAUUACAGAUCAAGAAAGAUUCUAAAGAGAAGUUACUUUUCCAUGUACAACCUGAGGAUAUGUAUAAAAAGAUUAUAAAGAUAUAUAUAGAGACUUA
Messenger RNA from Pantherophis guttatus, 2772 nucleotides. RefSeq names its product G protein-coupled receptor 183 (gene GPR183). Gene Ontology annotation, cellular component: membrane. The record is from RefSeq and is a predicted model, not a curated record. Gene Ontology annotation, molecular function: oxysterol binding; G protein-coupled receptor activity. Gene Ontology annotation, biological process: B cell activation involved in immune response; G protein-coupled receptor signaling pathway. Lineage: Eukaryota; Metazoa; Chordata; Lepidosauria; Squamata; Colubridae.